Molecule: messenger RNA, 974 nt
Organism: Andrographis paniculata
Lineage: Eukaryota; Viridiplantae; Streptophyta; Magnoliopsida; Lamiales; Acanthaceae
Exons: 3
Coding region: 80-703 (207 amino acids)
Source: RefSeq, a predicted model, not a curated record
CCAGUCUGGCACGCUUUCUAAAAGCGCAUAUAUCAUCCCUCUCACCUCUCUCUACCAUCAGCCGAGUUGCACAUCUGCAAUGGCAGCGAAGGGGAAGUGGUCCAACCUAUCAAAAUACGCUUGUCGCGCGUAUUUCUUCCUCAUCCUUCUUCAGGUGCCUCUUUUUAGAAUUCAGUGCAGAUCUGGCGUAUGCACGUCGCCUAUUCAGGUUACAUCUUCUCAGUUGAUAUCUAGUGAGGUCUUCCCCCUUCCAGUGGUUAAGGCGCUACUUUAUCCGGGAGCUUUUGUAAAUGGCCUCAUUAAUAAUAUGACUGUUCCAAGCUGGGAUAACUUGCUGAAUAUCUACAAUUUGACCGACAUAAAAGAAGCUUCUGCUGUAGUAGACCUGCAACGCUUGGAGGUUCUGGCUGGAAGUUACUUCUGUGUGGCUGGCUCUCUAAUUGGUCUUUUAAAAGCCGGGAGGAUGAGCAUGUUCGGGACACUUCUAGUUAUCUGGGGUCUCGUCAAAGAAGGGAUUCUUGGAAAGCCAGUUAACACCGAUCCAGCAACUGCAGUAUUUGUUUACCCGACAAUGUUGGUGGCAUUGGCCUGUUCUUUCUUGUCAGUAAAAUAUGAUCUUAAAAAGGUAGCCAGAGGCGGCACCGCCCCGACUCAACCUGUUGUGAAGCCUCUGAAGAGCUCCGCGAAAUCUAAACUGAAAUGAUUCCAGGAUGAAACACGGCCAGAAGGUGAUGUUAGCUUAAUUCUCUCGUGUGGUUUUACAGCUACCAUGAUGUAAUUAUGCUGAGAAGACAUAACCGUUGAAUGUUAGAACAUUAAUCGUACUUGUACCAGGAAGAAAUUUGCGUUAAAUGCGCAAUGGCAUCGUGGUUUUUUCGCCAAGCCUUUUGAUCUGUGCUUACAAACAAAUACAUUCGGUUCUUUAACUCAGCUUAGAGCAGAGGAAAAGCUAUCGCAUGGCCUUUGCAAGCUCA